CUCUGUCUCUUCUUUCUUUUCUUCUCUUGCCUUGGAUAUUUAGUUCCACUACGGCUGCGUGUGGUCCCUGUUGUAACUUGUGAGCUGAGAGGGGUUCGGUCCUUUUUGGUCCUCUGAUCACAGGACGAAUCAAGUUGAUAACCCUUAUUUUGAUUAGUCAAACUGAUGCCAAGUUUUCUAAUGGCAGAACGUACCCAUGCAAUUAUAUUGUGUACAUAUUGACCAAAGGGUGUGGCUACUUUCUAUAUACCCUCAAUAAUCUGAGCAUUUGCCUGUAGAGCGACAAACCGAUGGCUUACCAUUACGAGAUGCUCUUCUUCCUAUAUUAUCUGAUCGGCCUUUCGGCCCUGCAAGGAUUGAAUGCCGUAGAAUAUCAAGCCUUUAACUACGCUUCUGGGACCACUGGUGGAACCCGGUUUGAUACCCAGAUCGGCGUCGAGUACAGUAGAGAGAAACUGAAAUCUGCCUCAGAAUUCAUCUGGCAAACCUUCCGGCAAACAAGCGAAACAGAGAGGAAGAGUGUGCAAAGCGUGAGCUUGUUCGUGGAGACGAUGGCCGACGGGAUGAACGGGUGGCACGGGGUGCCAGCGUAUGCGGUAAACAACGAAAUCCACGUGAAUGCCACCUACAUCGAGGUUUACAAAGGCGACGUAAAUAGGGAGAUCACUGGAAUUCUGUACCAUGAGGUAACGCACGUCUGGCAGUGGGACGGAAACGGCCAGCCCGGAGCUGGGGUUUUGAUCGAAGGGGUUGCAGACUUCAUAAGGUUGAAGGCCGGGUAUGCACCAUCUCACUGGGUGAAGCCCGGGGAGGGAAACAGCUGGGAUCAAGGCUACGACGUGACCGCCCACUUCCUGGACUACUGUGAUGGUCUUAAGAAUGGGUUUGUGGCUGAACUCAAUGCCAAGAUGAAGACUGCUUACAGUGCCCAAUUCUUCGUGGAGCUGCUCGGGAAGACUGUCGACCAACUCUGGGCUGACUACAAGGCCAAGUAUGGGAACUGAGCGCUUUCAUUUGUUAAGCUUUACCGAGAGCAACUACUUUAUGAUUCUAUAAUAAAAUAAAGACGAAAUAAGAAGUGGGAAAUGGACUCAAGUCUUUGGUUUA
Messenger RNA from Nelumbo nucifera (sacred lotus), 1107 nucleotides. RefSeq lists its product as uncharacterized. The record is from RefSeq and is a predicted model, not a curated record. Lineage: Eukaryota; Viridiplantae; Streptophyta; Magnoliopsida; Proteales; Nelumbonaceae.